CAGAGUCAGGCGUCAGCUGUUCACAUGAGCACAGGUCGGACGCUGAGUCUGACCCACAGCUCAAAGAGGGAACCACACAGUCACAAACUCCUGACAGCCUGCUGCGUUUACUGGAAUUUGAUAAAACUACAACUGAAGAUACUUUUGUUUCUCUGUGAAAGCUCAUGUAUACUCUGUGAAGACAUGCCUCAUUUCAGGUGCACAACAGGAAACAGUUCAGUACGAGUUCUUCGUACAGGAGCUUCCUCUUUCCCUGGACGCCACAUGCAGGACGUUCCAGUUUCCCCUCUUCAAUGAACAAAGCGGAUUCACAUCCAGCUCAACCACAACAGCAGUAGAAGCAAUAUUCCUACAAGAUGGCAGUCACUUCACUUUUUGUUACUGAGGAGCCAGGAGCUGGCUUAGCUGAGGUGGACAUAUGUACGCUUGAGAUUAAUAUCAAGCAUGAAGUCAUCCCAUCUAUUGUGUGCUCUGUUUGCCUCUCAUUUGGCCUCAUCUACUGCUUUUUCGGAUACCGCUGCUUCAAGAUGGUCAUGUUCUUCUCUGGCUUCAUGCUUAGCUCAGCGGCCGUACUCCUCUUGUAUCACAAGGAGCCUGUGUUGGACACCCAGCUGGGGACAGAGACAAAGGCAGGGAUCGGCCUGGGCGUGGGCGUGCUCUGCGGGCUGAUGACCAUGCUCGUGUCCACUAUGGGACUCCUCCUCAGCGGCCUACAGCUGGGGAGCCUGCUCUGCCUCUCCAUCCUGGUGGUUAUCGGACAGUUUCACAGCCUUACUCCAUUGUGGGUGCCUCUCAGUGCCGUACUGGCUGCCAGCAUUGUCACUGCUGUCUUCACACUUCAGUGGCAGAAACUGUUCAUCAUCAUCUACACGUCUGCGUUUGGAGCAACCACUGUGAUGUUGUGUGUGGAUUACCUGCUGGGGACAUUCAUGCUGCCAGAUCAGGUGUAUGAUAUGUUGUGUCAAGUUUCCCCACGUCCACUCUGCUGGUUUAACUGGGCGAUCACCGGGAUAUGGCCUGUUAUGAGCCUGAUAGGUGUGUUGGUGCAAUGGAGGUUUACUGCCAAAGGAGUAACACACAUAGAAGGUUCACACAAAAAACAGAAGAAACAUGCCAAGAAGCACAGACAUAGAGAGUCAAGGAGAAGACCUCAACCACACCGUCGACGCAGGCCUCCAGUGCUGAAACGCUACGCAGGAGACGUCCUGGCACCGAGUUAUCUCCAGAGCCUUCAGGAGCGGCAGAUGGGAACGGGCUCCUCAUCCAGCAGCGUCAGCACAAUCGCACACACUCUAAUUGACUUUGACUUUGAGACGGGCUCCAUGGUGCCUCUG
Messenger RNA from Morone saxatilis (striped sea-bass), 1334 nucleotides. RefSeq names its product transmembrane protein 198-like. The transcript has 5 exons. Lineage: Eukaryota; Metazoa; Chordata; Actinopteri; Moronidae. Gene Ontology annotation, cellular component: plasma membrane. The annotation marks the transcript as partial. The record is from RefSeq and is a predicted model, not a curated record.